CUUCCGCCGGCGGGGAGGCGGCGCGGGACGAGGGCGGAGGGGAGGGAGCGGGAGCGGUCCGUGCGCGGCGGAGUGUGAUCCAAAACAGGGGUUGCUCUUGCCGACUCUUCAGCGUUCAUAAGAGCUGAGAAGAUGGUGAAUGUUCUGAAAGGUGUUCUGGUUGAGUGUGACCCGGCAAUGAAGCAGUUUCUGCUCUACUUGGAUGAGUCAAAUGCUUUGGGAAAGAAGUUCAUCAUACAAGACCUGGAUGAAACUCAUGUCUUUGUGUUAGCUGAGUUGGUCAACUUCCUCCAGGAGAGAGUGGGCGAGUUAAUGGACCAGAACUCGUUUCCUAUUACUCAGAAGUGAGACAAACCAGAGAAAUGAGAUUACUGCAAGUUUUGGAACAGUGAAUUUCAAUAGUUUGUGUUGUUACUGUUUUAAAUAGAUAACACUGUGGCAUGUAAGUCCUACAUAGAAGUGGCUACUAUAGAAAAUGCAUCAUUUUCAUAGAAAAAAAUAGUCUAGAAUUGGAUUUUGUUUCUCAUUUUGAAAGAAUGUGGUAUCUUUAUUAAAAGACUUAAAAUUAUACACUUGAGGAGUUCCCUUGAGAAUUCUUGAUGCAUGCUCUCUGGUUUUCCUUUAGGUUUUUAUCUUGCAAGAUAUGACCCAAAAAAUAGAGUAGUGUUUCUGUAUUGGAAUGCUGUAUGAGGUCCUCUGUGGAUGUGUUGUGUUCCUGUGUGUGAUUGAAUCUGAUUAUAGUGUGACUGAUAGAAAGUAAAGAAUGUCAGUUGAAGUAUGAUCUGUGCUUGAUGGAACAUUUGUAAAUUGGAGGCAUGGUCAGAUGCUGCUCUUAACUGGAUGGGUUUUAUACAGCAGGAUGAGAGUUGGUCUGUUUUGUGGUGUUGUUUGAGGUUGGGAGCGUUGGGGGUUUUUUGUUAAAACAUGUUACAAAUGCCCCAUACUACUUACCUACUUUUACCAAGGCUGUGCUUUCCGAGUUGUUCUGAGUUUGGGGAGAGGUGGUGGGAGUUUGGAGUGGAAGGAGGGAUUGGGACAACAAGAUCUAUUGCCCUAGACUAUUAUAAACUAAAGGGGUGACAGAAAUUAGAGACCAGUCCUAUAGAUAUAAUUGCUUGUAUUUUUUCACUGAAGCCAGUAGUCACAAUAAGUUAUGUGAUCAGACUCCCAAGCUCUACCUAACAAUCAAGAAAGCUGGGCUUGGAUUUUUGGUUAUGAGGGGAUGUUUUCAGCUUAGUUAUUUUUCCCAUAUUGCCUUUUGCUGUAAAGCAAAAAGCUUUGUAUUGUCAUGGUUUGGUUAUUUGGGUUUUUUUACUCUGUAUUUGUAACUUUAGCUCAGACACUGGCUUAACUUUUAGAUAGAUAGAUGCCACCAUUUUGUCUUUGAGAAAAAGAAGUGUAAAGAGAAAGGCUUUUCAUAAGGAACAGUUUUCUUUACUGACUCUCCCACUACUGCUUGUUUUCUUUUGUCCAGUAGACAGCAGAUUAAUUGGUAGGUUUAUCCUUGUUUUUUGUUCAGAUUGUUUUUUUCCUCAGAAGGAGGAAUCUUCAGGAGAAAAUUUCACUAGAUGUUUUUAAUCAAAAAGCUGUCCAGAGAAAGUUUUGUAGAAUUGUGUAUAUUCGAGUUCAUGGGAUGAGCAAAUAGCCCUGCAAAAUUUAACUUCAUGACAUUUCUGGUACCUUCCCUUUUCUCUGACUGUAUAGAACAAUGAGUUUGGGUCUAAAUUGUUUAAUCUUUCUUUCACAAGUGGGUGCUUCCCUGGUCAUGUAGAUUAAGAACCAGCCACGUGUCUUUACCUGAAAUAAGAAGUUUAAAUCUUAUUUAUAAAUGGUUUAUGGUUUUUUAUCUCUUUCUUGAGAUUGAUCUCGAGAGACUGAUCAAACACUGACCUCAUAAUUUAUUUUGUGGAAGGUUGUUGGGGGGUCAUUUAAUGGAGAAAUAAUCAGUAGUUUUAACAUGGCAUUAUAGCCUAAUACAAUUUAUUUAGAAGGGUGUGUUUCCUUUCUUUGGAAUCCUAGUUUAUUUUCCAUCCAGAUUCUGCUGAAAGGUAAAUCAUCCAUCACUCUUUUCAAACUACAGCAUUUGAGAAGUCAUGUUUGGAAUUCCACAUGUUAAGCUUCUCUGUAUAUCGCAUGCCUAGUGCUCCAUUUCUAUUGUGACUUUCCUUUUCAGUCUGUAAUAAACUUCUUGCAGUUCUUGUCUUUUUCUCUGGUUAACUGUA
Molecule: messenger RNA, 2222 nt
Organism: Lonchura striata (white-rumped munia)
Lineage: Eukaryota; Metazoa; Chordata; Aves; Passeriformes; Estrildidae
Gene: GTF2H5
Product: general transcription factor IIH subunit 5
Biological process (GO): nucleotide-excision repair; transcription by RNA polymerase II; transcription initiation at RNA polymerase II promoter
Cellular component (GO): transcription factor TFIIH holo complex; transcription factor TFIIH core complex
Source: RefSeq, a predicted model, not a curated record